Molecule: messenger RNA, 2149 nt
Organism: Lotus japonicus
Lineage: Eukaryota; Viridiplantae; Streptophyta; Magnoliopsida; Fabales; Fabaceae
Product: tRNA (guanine(26)-N(2))-dimethyltransferase 2
Exons: 12
Coding region: 119-1885 (588 amino acids)
Biological process (GO): tRNA N2-guanine methylation
Cellular component (GO): nucleus
Molecular function (GO): RNA binding
Source: RefSeq, a predicted model, not a curated record
UAGAGGUUUUGUUUACUGCGUAGAGGAGAGGAUCCAAAGUGGGUGUGUGUGCACAGUGCACACAGAGUCUUGUUGCUGGAAGUUGAACACUUACACAGAGUCUUGUUCUUCCUUUUCAAUGGCAAUGGAUCUCAAUGAUUACAAAAUCAUUAAGGAGGGUGAAGCUGAGAUUCUCAUGCAACCCGAGAAUGAAGUGUUCUAUAACAAAGCCCAGGUUAAUAACAGGGAUAUGUCAAUUGCUGUGUUGAGGGCUUUUAUUUUGAAACGAAAGCAAGAGCAUGAAGCAAUGUUGUUGUCUAAGAGAACAAAAGCAGCUAAAAAGGUAUCAGAAAGUUGUUUUUCUGAGCAUGUUGUGGAAGAUGGACCUCAAACAUCUCUGCCUGAAGAUGGGGAGUGUGGAGCACAGGAGGAGAUAUCUCCUGAAGAACCGGGCAGCAUGAGAGAAGAACCAAUCAAAACCGCUGAAGAAUGCGAUGCUGAAGGAGAGUCAAUCAAUGUUUCAGAAGGAAAAGCUCAGGGGGAACUGAAGCCACUGAGAGUUCUUGAGGCUUUAUCUGCUUCUGGGUUAAGGGCUCUCAGAUAUGCUCGUGAAGUAGAAGGGAUUGGGCAGGUUGUUGCUCUGGACAAUGAUAAAGCUUCUGUGGAGGCAUGUAGAAGGAACAUCAAAUUCAAUGGAUCAGUCGCAUGCUCAAAAGUGGAGUCUCAUCUUGCUGAUGCUCGUGUAUAUAUGUUAACCCACCCGAAAGAAUUUGAUGUGGUUGAUCUUGAUCCUUAUGGUUCACCUUCCGUGUUUCUGGAUUCAGCAGUUCAAUCUGUUGUUGAUGGCGGUAUGCUGAUGUGUACUGCAACAGAUAUGACAGUGCUCUGUGGGGGGUACGCGGAGGUCUGCUAUUCAAAAUAUGGAUCAUACCCACUGAGAGGAAAGUAUUGCCAUGAAAUGGCUUUAAGAAUCCUUCUGGCUUCCAUCGAGAGUCAUGCAAAUCGUUACAAGCGAUAUAUUGUUCCAGUUCUAUCUGUUCAAAUGGACUUUUAUGUUCGUGUUUUUGUUCGCAUAUACACGUCUGCAAGUGCGAUGAAAAACACUCCCCUGAAGCUUUCAUAUGUUUAUCAGUGCACUGGCUGUGAUUCUUUCCACCUCCAGCCCAUUGGGAGGACCAUUUCUAAGAAUAAUAGUGCCAGAUAUCUACCUGGACACGGUCCUAUUGUUCCUCAAGAAUGCACUCAUUGUGGGAAGAAAUUCAACAUGGGCGGGCCUAUACGGUCCGCUCCAAUCCAUGAUCAAGAAUGGGUGACAUCUAUGCUUGCAGAUGUGAAAUCUAUGAAGGACAGGUAUCCUGCUUAUGAUCGCAUAAGUGCUGUGUUGACUACAAUAUCAGAGGAACUGCUACAUGUUCCCCUGUUUUUGAGUCUGCACAAUCUCGGUGCAACACUUAAAUGCACUUCUCCAUCUGCAGUUGUUUUUCGUUCUGCUGUGAUCAAUGCAGGCUAUCUUAUAUCUGGAACUCAUGCUAGUCCAUUGGGACUGAAAUCAGAUGCACCCAUGGAUGUUAUUUGGGAUAUAAUGCGCUGCUGGGUAAAAACUCAUCCUGUGAAAGCUCAACCAGCAGAUCUACCAGGAAGUGUCAUACUUUCAAAGGAACCUGUUCUCCAGGCUAAUUUUGCUCGUGCUGUGGCGUCUCUCAGUAAGGCUCAAGUUAAGAAGGUUGCUCGCUUUCUUCCAAAUCCUGAAAGUCACUGGGGUCCUAAACUUAGGGCAGGACGUCAGAUCACUAGCAAGCAUGUAUCUAUUUUGGGUCAAGCAGCAGUUGAUGUAGCUCUCAACCAGGAAAACAACGAAGAAUCUAAAAGCAAGAUACAGAAGACAGAAGAUAAUAUCACAGCUUAGCUCACAAUUGACUCAGGUUUUGUUUAUGAAACUAUUUUAUCAAUCUUGGGGUCCUACAGUUCUAUAUCAAGGUUAACAAAGAAAGCUAACUGUUGUCACUUUUAUUUUAUUUAUUUGGUCCAAUCCUAUUUGUUGUCACUACAUUUUUGUAAAUAGUAGAGUGAGUGAUUCCUUAAUGCACUUUCACCAAAUUAAAUUAGGUAUUGCACCUUGGUUUUGCUUCGUUCUGGAAAUUGCAUUAGAGUGAGUGAUUCCUUGAUGACA